Lodderomyces jiufengensis is the source of this 2112-nucleotide messenger RNA. RefSeq lists its product as uncharacterized. Lineage: Eukaryota; Fungi; Ascomycota; Pichiomycetes; Serinales; Debaryomycetaceae. The transcript has a single exon. The record is from RefSeq and is a predicted model, not a curated record. Gene Ontology annotation, molecular function: long-chain-alcohol oxidase activity; flavin adenine dinucleotide binding. Bases 1 to 2112 code for a protein of 703 amino acids.
AUGGCCUUAUUACCUGAUAUUGCCGAUGAAAGUCAUGCUCAAACUUUUUCAUAUUUAGUUGAUGGUGUUAUACAUGAUAUACCAAUUGAAAUUGCAAGAGAAUUUUUAAGUAAUGAUUUAAAUGAAGAAGAAAUUAUUGAAUAUACUAAAUUUUAUACAAAACCAAGUGAUUUACCCCAAUUUAAACAACAAGUAUUAGAUGUUAUUAAUACAAAUACAACAAAUGCAACUCAAUUAUUUAUUUUAACAAUGACUAUAUUAGAUUCUAAAAUAUUAGCACCAACUUUUACAAAUUCAAUAACUCUUGUUAAAGAUAUGUCAUUAAAAGAAAGAGAAAAUUUAAUUAAAAGUUGGAGAGAUUCACCAAUACCAUUAAAAAAUAGAUUAUAUAGAAUGUGUGUUUCAUUAGGUUUAAAAACUUUUGUUACUAUAAAUAAUGAAUUACAUUUAAAAGCUAUUCAUUAUCCUGGUAAAGAUUUAAAAGAAAAAGCUUAUUCAACUCAAGAAAUUGAUCCUUUCAAAUAUGAUUUUGUUAAAAAACCACAAUUUCAAAAUUCUGAAAUAUAUUUACCUGAUAUUGAUGUUGUUAUUAUUGGUUCAGGUGCAGGUGCAGGAGUUGUUGCUCAUACUUUAGCAAAUGAUGGUUAUAAAACAUUAACUUUAGAAAAAGGUAAAUAUUUUUCAACUUCAGAAUAUAAUUUUAGUGAUUGUGAUGGUAUGCAAGAAUUAUAUCAAGGUGGUGGUGCAGUAAGUACUACGAAUCAACAAUUAUUUAUAUUAGCUGGUUCUACAUUUGGUGGUGGAACUACAGUUAAUUGGAGUGCUUGUUUAAAAACUCCAUUUAAAGUAAGAAAAGAAUGGUAUGAUGAUUAUGGAGUUGAAUUUGCAGCAACUGAUUCUUAUGAUAAAUGUCAAGAUUAUGUAUGGAAACAAAUGGGUGCAUCAACUGAAGGUAUUACUCAUUCAUUAGCUAAUAAAAUUGUUGUUGAUGGUGGUAAAAAAUUAGGUUAUGCAAGUAAAGAAAUUGAACAAAAUAGUGGUGGACAUCCUCAUCAUCCUUGUGGAUUUUGUUUCUUGGGUUGUAAAUAUGGUAUUAAACAAGGUGCUUCGGUAAAUUGGUUUAGAGAUGCAGCAGCUCAUGGGUCCAAAUUUAUGGAUAAAGUAAGAGUUUUAAGAAUUUUACAUGAAAAGGGAGUUGCAAAAGGUUUAUUAUGUUUAAAUGAAGAAACUGGAAUGGUUUUCAGAAUUUCAGGACCUAAAAAAUAUGUUGUUUCUGGUGGUUCAUUAAAUACUCCUAUAAUUUUACAAAAUUCAGGUUUUAAAAAUAAAAAUAUUGGUAAAAAUUUAACAUUACAUCCAGUUACUGUAGUAUUUGGAGAUUUUGGACGUGAUGUUCAAGCUGAUCAUUUUGAUAAAAGUAUUAUGACAUCUGUAUGUACACAAGUUGAUGAUUUAGAUGGUAAAGCUCAUGGAGCAAAAAUUGAAACUAUUUUAAAUACUCCUUUUUUACAAGCAGCAAUGUUACCAUGGCGUGGAUCAGAUGAAGCAAGGAAAGAUAUAUUACGUUAUAAUAAUAUGACUGCAAUGUUAUUAAUUACAAGAGAUACUUCAACUGGAUCAGUUACUGGUGAUCCAAAUAGACCAGAAGCUUUAUAUAUUGAUUAUACUGUCAGUAAAUUUGAUAAGAAUGCAUUAUUGCAAGCUUUAUUAAUAACAUCAGAUAUGCUUUAUAUUGAAGGUGCUAAAAGAAUAUUAAGUCCUCAAGCAUGGGUUCCAAUUUUUGAAUCUACAACUCCAAAAGAUCAAAGAUCAAUAAAGGAUAAAGAUUAUGUUGAAUGGAGAAAUAAAGUUGCUAAAAUUCCUUUAGAUACAUAUGGAACACCUUAUGGAUCAGCUCAUCAAAUGUCAAGUUGUAGAAUGUCAGGAAAAGGUCCUAAAUAUGGAGCUUGUGAUACAAAGGGGAAAUUAUAUGAAGCUUCAAAUAUUUAUGUUGCUGAUGCAAGUUUAUUACCAACUGCUAGUGGAGCAAAUCCAAUGAUUUCUACAAUGACUGUUGCAAGACAUGUUGCAUUGGGAAUUUGUGAUGAUUUGAAAGUUAAACCAAAAUUAUAG